Lycium ferocissimum is the source of this 1052-nucleotide messenger RNA. RefSeq lists its product as uncharacterized. The transcript has 8 exons. The record is from RefSeq and is a predicted model, not a curated record. NCBI's taxonomy places the organism in Eukaryota, Viridiplantae, Streptophyta, Magnoliopsida, Solanales, Solanaceae. The coding region runs from base 165 to 992 and encodes 275 amino acids.
AAUUUCACUCCAAGUAUUGAGAGUUAGCAAUUUAUCGAGUUGCUUAAAGUUACAAGGGCUCAAUUGACACUUCUUGUGUUGUAUAAGUACUCUUUUGCCAUUAAGUCAGAAGUAUUUUCUUUAAAGAGAAACAUAACUGCAACCCUUUUACUGUGUGAGGGGUAAUGAGUUCCAAUGCCGCUAGGCUGUGGCACUACGGCUCAAGAUGUAGCUCCAAAGGUGCCCUUCAGGAGUCUCAGCAUAAAACUAAAGUCACCAUUUUGAAAACUACAAAUCCAGCACAAAUGUCACAAGCCACCAUGGAAAGUGAAGGUACUGCCAUGACCAACAACAACAUCAAUCAGAGGAAACCCAGAUUUCUUUGCCUUCAUGGAUUUCGAACAAGUGGUGCAAUUCUGAAGAAACAAAUUCUUGAUAAAUGGCCAAGUCAAGUUGUGGAAAAAUUGGAUCUUGCAUUUGUUGAUGCACCUUUCCCCUCUCAAGGCAAAUCUGAAGUUGAGGGAAUCUUUGACCCUCCGUAUUACGAAUGGUACCAGUUCAAUAAGGAUUCCAAAGAGUAUCAGAAUUUUGAUAAUUGUCUUGCAUACAUAGAAGAAUGCAUGAUUAAGCAUGGACCUUUCGACGGUCUUCUUGGUUUCUCCCAGGGGGCAAUUCUCUCUGGAGCAUUGCCUGCGUUGCAGGAUAAGGGAGUGGGACUUACGAAGGUGCCCAAAAUAAAAUAUCUUAUAAUAAUUAGUGGUGCAAAAUUGCAGAAUAAACCACUGGCUGAAAAAGCUUAUUCAUCAGCAAUUACGUGCCCCUCCGUUCACUUCUUAGGUGAGCGAGACUACCUAAAGAAGUAUGGGAUGGAACUCUUGGAAUCAUAUGUUGAUCCAGUGGUGAUCCAUCAUCCUAGAGGCCACACUAUACCAAGAUUUGAUGAGAAAGGAUUAGAGUCCAUGAUUGGUUUCAUUGAGAAGGUGCAAGCAGAAUUAGCAAGUGAACAAGUUUGAUAAAACCUUCUUCUUUUUGGGGUAGCUCCUCGUUUGGGAAAUAAUUUUUUCCUCUUUUUU